This is a messenger RNA of Ectocarpus siliculosus, 1746 nucleotides long. The record is from the annotation of a GenBank genome assembly. Lineage: Eukaryota; Phaeophyceae; Ectocarpales; Ectocarpaceae.
AUGGCCUCGCCGCCUGCCGCGCAGCCGUGUACUCCGGGCGGGUAUAAUACUGGUUUGCACGCGGCAGCAUUGGACAACGAUGAUGAGCUCAUGCAUACCCUUCUUUCGAGUGGAUCGGCCGACAUUGAUCGGCGGGGCAAUCCACUUGGCUGGACUCCGCUCAUGGUCGCUGCCGGUGAGGGUCACUCGCAAGUUGUUGGGAUCUUGCUGAACAAGGGAGCGGACUUGUCGGUAGUAAACGAUUUGGGUUCUACUGCCCUGUUCAUCUCUGUUUCUCAUAGGCACGUAGCUGUGACGAGGAUGCUCGUGAAUGCGGGCGCCAAUCUCGAAGCGGCGGAACUAACGUUGGGGUGGACUCCGGUCAUGAUGGCUGCCUACCAGGGCCACUCGAAAGUUCUUGGGAUCUUGUUAAACAAGGGAGCUGACUUGUCGGUAGUGGACAAGUCGGGUUCUACUGCUGUGAUCAUCGCUGCUCGUGUGGGACACGUAGCUGUGACGAGGAUGCUCGUGACUGCAGGUGCUAAUCUCGAAGCGGCGGAGCCACAGGGAUGGACACCGCUCAUGGUGGCUGUCUACAACGGCCACUCGCAAGUUGUUGGGAUCUUGCUAAACAAGGGAGCUGACUUGUCGGUAGUGGACAAGUCGGGUUCUACUGCUCUGAUCAUCUCUGCUCAUUUGGGACACGUAGCUGUGACGAGGAUGCUCGUGAAUGCCGGCGCCGAUCUCGAAGCGGUGGAGCCACAGGGAUGGACGCCGCUCAUGGUGGCUGUCUACAACGGCCACUCGCAAGUUGUUGGGAUCUUGCUGAACAAGGGAGCUGGCUUGUCGGCAGUGGACACGCGGGGUGCUACUGCUCUGAUCAUGUCUGCUGGUUAUGGGCACGUAGCUGUGACGAGGAUGCUCGUGAAUGCCGGCGCCGAUCUCGACGGGGCGGAUUCUGCGGGAUUCACGCCACUUCACAUGGCUGCUGUCAACGACCAUUCCGAGCACGCAACGGUAGUACGAAAGCUGAUACAGCAACUCGGGAUCCAAGGCUGUGGCGGUGCAAGCGCCGGCGCAGAUGCUUUAAGACGGGCGGUACGGACCCAGCAAUAUGAUAUCGUGGUCAUGUUGGCGGACGCCGGAGUAAUCGACACAGGCAGAGUCCUGAUCGAUGCUACGAAAUUCGGCAGCGAGGCAUCAGUGAAAAUCCUCUUGCAGCAGCAACGGUGGAAACACAUGGACUGGAAUACAUACGUCAACAAAAAACACCCAGACGGCAGAACACCAGUAGUGUGUAGCAUUGGGCGUGCCCUCCUAUCAGGCUCUCCCAGGGUUCUGCGGCUAUUUCUGGACGCCGGUGCUGACACGGCAUCGACCGUUAGAAUUGCCAACAAGGAAGGAGUAGAAGUAUUCAGCGGCACGCCUCUGGCUUACACGACCUGGCUUCUCCGUGAUCAACAAGCCCAAGCAAUCGACUCCACGAAGGGACAGCCGUGCGGCCUGAAGGCCGUCUGUCGCAUGUUGUUGCAACUGGAGGCAAUACGCGCGGUCUCUUGGUGCUGGCAAAGCGAUGCCUCAUCACCUAUCGAACGAGCUGUAAUGGAUGGCACACCGAGAGCCAAGUCUAAGCUGACAACGGACCCGCCGCUGGGUUUGACACUACCAAGGACGAGGAGGAGGGCUCGGGCGCAUCGGGUGCUCGUGAUGGCCAUUUCCAGGCCCAUGGUGUGUGUCCUCAGCCUUGACCACGAGAUACUGGUAUAA